Cebus imitator (Panamanian white-faced capuchin) is the source of this 224-nucleotide messenger RNA. Its product is annotated as 60S ribosomal protein L39-like. Gene Ontology annotation, molecular function: structural constituent of ribosome. The transcript has a single exon. The coding region runs from base 54 to 209 and encodes 51 amino acids. Gene Ontology annotation, cellular component: ribosome; cytosolic large ribosomal subunit. NCBI's taxonomy places the organism in Eukaryota, Metazoa, Chordata, Mammalia, Primates, Cebidae. The record is from RefSeq and is a predicted model, not a curated record. Gene Ontology annotation, biological process: translation.
CUCUCUCUUCCUUUCUCCGCCAUCGUGAUGUGUGCUUUACUCCGUUUCUCGCCAUGUCUUCUCACAAGACUUUCAGGAUUAAGCGAUCCCUGGCCAAGAAACAAAAGCAAAAUCGUCCCAUUCCCCAGUGGAUUCGGAUGAAAACUGGUAAUAAAAUCAGGUACAACUCCAAAAGGAGACACUGGAGAAGAACCAAGCUUGGUCUGUAAGAAAUUACAUAUGCG